Mytilus californianus (California mussel) is the source of this 2037-nucleotide messenger RNA. RefSeq names its product dnaJ homolog subfamily C member 25 homolog. Gene Ontology annotation, cellular component: endoplasmic reticulum membrane. The record is from RefSeq and is a predicted model, not a curated record. Bases 10 to 1023 code for a protein of 337 amino acids. NCBI's taxonomy places the organism in Eukaryota, Metazoa, Mollusca, Bivalvia, Mytilida, Mytilidae. Gene Ontology annotation, biological process: protein folding. The transcript is spliced from 11 exons.
ACAGACAACAUGGCAAACCGUUUUGCUUUCCUGCUUAUUUUAUCAGUUAUACAAGUAGACGUUUGUUUCUCGUUUAUGGCAGGGUUAUAUUGUGGACUUGAUAACUGUUAUGAGAUUUUGGGUGUCACAAGAGAUGCUACCAAGACUGAAAUAACUAAGGGCUACAGAAAAUUAGCAAGGAAAUGGCAUCCAGACAUGCACAAGACAGAAAAAAAGAAAGAAGAAGCCACAGAAAAGUUCAGAGAAAUAGGAAAUGCAUAUGAAAUACUAAAAGAUGAGGACCAAAGGAGUGAUUAUGAUUACAUGUUGGACCAUCCAGAUGAGUUCUUUGCCAAUUACUAUAAUUAUUACAAGAGAAGAUAUGCUCCCAAAGUAGAUCCCAGGAUAGUUAUUGGUGUAACAAUUACAGUUAUAUCAUUUAUACAGUACUGGGGUGCUUGGAAUAACUACAACAGUGCCCUUGAUUAUGCUUGUAAAGAAGCAAAAUACAGACAUAGGGCAAUGGAUAUUGCUCAAUCAGAGGGGCUUGUUACUGGUGGAAAGAAUAAUAGGAAAAAAGAUAAACGAUCAAAGGAAGAAAUUAAAUCUGAAGAAGAAGCUGUCAUAAGAAAAGUAAUAGAAGAUAAAAUUCAUAUACAUGGCGGUUAUGGAAAGCCAACAGUAUAUGAUAUAUUAUGGGUACAGAUUGUAUUUUUACCAUAUUACUUAUUACAAUAUAUAUGCUGGUGGUGUCGUUGGAUUUGGAAAUUUACCAUUUGUAGGAAUGAAUAUGGUGAAGAGGAGAAAUUACAUUUAAUUAGAAAAUUUAUGAAAUUAGCUACUGCACAAUUUGAUGCUUUAGAAGAUCAUGAAAGAGAAGAAUUUUUAAGAAAAGAGUUAUGGAAAAAAGAUAAUUUUACUAAAUGGAAGAAGAACAAAGAAGAUGAACAAAAGGCAAAAUUAGCAGAAAGUGGACGUUAUAAAAGUUACAGAAGAUAUAUGAAGUCGGGUGGUCCUGGUCAGAUGACCUUUGGCCCAGAAUGAUAUCAAAGAUCUGAAUAGCAUAGUUUUUUUUUAUUUAUUCUAUUGGUGCAGAAGUUUAUGUUCUUUUAAGCAAGUAAAGUUGCAAUAUUUAAGUCACCUUACAAUCAGGCAAAAACAAUUGUAAUAUAUCACUUGGAAGGUACUACUGCAUCUUUCUUUUGUGAAGUAAGUAAGGCCCCAUUUUGACCCUUUCAAAAACUUGAAGAAGAAAAAAAAAAUUUUAAUACCAGCUUUUCUAUUUAGAAUAUCAUAUACAAUUUGCAUUCUGUAACCAGCAAAUAUUGACCACAAUGAGAGUCCUUACAUAAAAAUUUCUCUCAUAGAAGUAUCAAGAUUUUUUUUUAAAGGAACCUUUUUUAAUUGUGCAAACAAUUUUCAGUCAUUAUCUUAAUUCUUUGACACUAAAACAUAUUAAUUUUUGGUUUUCAUUAAAAGCCAGUCAGUAUUGUCAAUUACAGCCAGUGUGAUACAGAUUCACUGAUAGGAAUUUCUUCAAGUUUAGGAAUAAACAAAAAACCUUGCAGUGAUUAUUUUAAAAUGAGUCCAUAUUUCUGUUUUAGCUAUUAAAAAUCUCAGUUGAAUUAUAUACUCAUAAUUGCCUGAUUGUAGGGAGCUAUCUUAGUAGAAUCAAACAGAGUAGGUUAAAUGUUUAUUUGUGAAUUUUAAGAGGAUGUUGGUAUUUUUGUAUUAUUUUAAAUGUGGGUGAAAGUUUAUUAAUUUGUAUUAGAUGAGUUAGAUUACAUUAAAAAAUAGAAUUACAUCAUUUCACUGUGACAUUAACUAAAUUGUAAGUUAAAGGCUAUUUUAGCAUUUUUAGAGAGUAAUAUUAUAAAUUCAGAAAUUAUUGCAUGCAUUUUUUUUGCAAUUUUUGAAGAAUGGACGAAGAUUUAUUAUUGUGAUAUAAGGAAAAUCUGCAUACAUAAAUAUGUAUCAAAAAUCAGAAUGCUAGUUCUUAUUUUUGUGAUACUCGCCCUGUUGUAUUAUUCGCAUUAAUAAAAACAUUGCAAUAACUUU